AAAAGAAUGACUCUAUUUUAAUAGAGUAGAUUUGAAUAUCCAGAGUGAGAUUACAUUUGUGGAUCGCACCAUCCCUUUAGAAAUUAGCCAAUACCUCUCCAUAUAUUGACAUAUAUCCAAGAUUAAAAAUUAAAAACAUUAUUACAAAGUAUAUUCAUGGAAAAAAUUAUACUAGAACUUCGAUGAAGUUUUCUAUAUGAUUUCUCCAUUGCACUUGCAGAUCGUGACUCAUUGACAAAACAAGGAAACCAACUCGCAUCUCAACCCUUCACUAGCUGUAUCAGCCACUUCAAAUAAACAACUCUUUCAGUAGAUAUGCACGACAUGCGUCGGAAGUUGGAAAAAAUAAAAAUAAAAAGAGGUUGCAUUAGCCUAUUAGGUAUGUAGUUCCCUAUCACUUAAAACUUCGGGUGAGACUGGUAAUUUUGAAAAACUGAAUAACUAUUUAAGUAAUUUACGGAAUCUAUUAGUAGUCGUCACUCGUCACUGUAACUUAACCACUAACUCACGUGAGAGAGAGAGAAAAACAAACCGAACCGAACCAAAUCAAUGAACCGUCUCUUCACCAAACCCCUCUACACUUCCACCGCCGCCUCAAUCCCAAAACCACCACCACCAGAUCCCGCCGCCGCCAUAUCCAACUUCAUCCUCUCCUCCCCCACACCAACCCUCCCCUCAACAACCACCCCAUGGACCCCACACCUCGUGGACUCAAUCCUCAAACGCCUCUGGAACCACGGCCCAAAGGCUCUCCACUUCUUCCACCUCCUCGACAACCACCACCGCUCCUACACCCACUCCCCUUCCUCCUUCAACCUCGCCAUCGACAUCGCCGCCCGUCUCCACCUCCACACCACCGUCUUCUCCCUACUCCGCCGCAUGCGCUCCCUCCGCAUCGGUCCCUCCCCCAAAACCUUCGCGAUCGUCGCCGAACGGUUCGCCUCCUCCGGAAAACCGGACAAAGCCGUGAACCUCUUCCUCAACAUGCACGAGCACGGUUGCCACCAAGAUCUCGCUUCCUUCAACACGAUCCUCGAUAUCCUCUGUAAAUCCAAACGCGUAGAGAAGGCUUAUGAGUUAUUUAGGGUUUUUAAAAAUAGGUUUGGUGCUGACGUGGACGUGGUUAGUUACAACGUGAUUUUAAACGGUUGGUGUUUGAUUAAACGGACUCCAAAGGCGUUGGAGGUUUUAAAAGAGAUGGUUGAGAGAGGGGUAAAACCUAACCUCACCACUUACAAUACAAUGCUCAAAGGGUUUUUUAGAGCGGGGCAGGUUAGGCAAGGGUGGGAGUUUUUCUUGGAGAUGAAGAAACGUGUGGGAGUUGUUGAUGUUGUGACGUAUACAACUGUUGUUCACGGUUUCGGUGUUGCUGGGGAGGUUAAGAGAGCUAGGAAUGUGUUUGAUGAGAUGAUUAGAGAAGGUGUGUUGCCUUCUGUGGCUACUCACAAUGCUUUGAUUCAGGUUUUGUGUAAGGAAGGUAGCGUGGAGGAAGGGGUUUUGGUGUUUGAGGAGAUGUUGAGGAAAGGUUAUGAGCCGAAUGUGACGACUUAUAAUGUGUUGGUUAGAGGGUUGUUUCACGCUGGGGAGUUUGGUAGAGGUGAGGAGUUGGUGAGGAGGAUGGAGAAGGAAGGGGGGUGUGAGGCGAAUUUUCAGACGUAUAAUAUGAUGAUGAGGUAUUAUUUGGAGUGUUGUGAGGUUGAGAAGGCGUUGGGGUUGUUUGAGAAGAUGGGGAGUGGGGGUUGUUUGCCGAAUUUGGAUACUUAUAAUGUAUUGAUUAGUGGGAUGUUUGUGAGGAAAAGGUCUGAGGAUAUGGUUGUGGCGGGUAAAUUGUUGGUUGAGAUGGUGGAGAGAGGGUUUGUGCCGAGGAAGUUUAUUUUUAAUCGAGUUUUGAAUGGGCUUCUUUUGACUGGGAAUCAAGGUUUUGCAAAGGAGAUUUUGAGGGCGCAGAGUAAAUCUGGUAGCCGGCUUACCAAGAAAUUCAGGCUAUGA
Molecule: messenger RNA, 1989 nt
Organism: Eruca vesicaria subsp. sativa (arugula)
Lineage: Eukaryota; Viridiplantae; Streptophyta; Magnoliopsida; Brassicales; Brassicaceae
Source: the annotation of a GenBank genome assembly